This is a messenger RNA of Doryrhamphus excisus (bluestripe pipefish), 3931 nucleotides long. RefSeq names its product Ras association domain family member 9 (gene rassf9). NCBI's taxonomy places the organism in Eukaryota, Metazoa, Chordata, Actinopteri, Syngnathiformes, Syngnathidae. Gene Ontology annotation, biological process: signal transduction. The record is from RefSeq and is a predicted model, not a curated record.
CCGGCCUGACUGAUUUAAGUUCCUGCCGGGACAACACACCAACUUUUCUUUUUUCUUCUCUGGCAGCAAAGUACUUGCGGUGCUGCCAUGCUGGAGCUGUGAGGCUUGUUGGACUUGCUAGUGCUUUAUUCCUCCUGAUCAUGGCACCGUUCGGGAAGAACUUCCUGAAAGCCCGACUGAAAAACAGGAGCAAAGACAGUGAGGUUGUGACGGGGAAGGAGAUUCAGGUGACCGUCUGCAAUGAGGAUAAGGUAGUUUGUGGAGUGACCAAGCACACCACAUGUUCAGACAUGAUACAGGCAUUAUUAGAGGAUCACAGAUCCAUCCCAGAGAGCAAGCGUCUCCUAAACGGUGAGUCAAAGGACUUCUGUUUAGUAGAGCGCUGGAAGGGCUUUGAGAGGGCCUUGCCGCCCCUCACUAGGAUUCUGAGGCUGUGGCACGCCUGGGGAGACCAGAGACCCUUCAUCCAGUUUGUUCUGGUCAAAACCAGUGACUUUGUGCCUCCGCGAGCUAUGAAGGGUCCAAAGAGCAGAACCAACAGCAAGGCUGCAAGAUGCAUCAAGAACCCUCAGGCUCUGCCUAUAGACAAGCAGAAACGUGUGGUGAAGAAGGCCUUCCGGAAGUUGGAGAAGCUCCAUAAGGACAGCAAAGUGUCCGCCGGCACAGAAGAGAUUGACCGCAUGGUGCAGCUCAUUCUCGACCAGGACCACACCAUCCAGGAACAAAUCCAGCGAAUGAGGAAUCUUGAUUUGGAGAUGGACCAGCUUCAAGUGCAUAAAGAUGGAGGCGAGUCUGAGGCUUGUGGAUCUACUUUAGACUCGGAGCAACUUGACGAGUUCCUGCACACCAGUAACUGUGUCCACCAGCUGGAGCUGCAGCUUCAGAGGCACCAGGCGGUUAUCACACAGCUGGGUCAUGCCAUUGACGCAGAGCUGAGAAUGGCAGAUGAUCAAGAAGAAGCACAGGCUGCUCCUUGUACGUCCUCUGAGGCUAACGAGUCUCUGCUCGCCGAACUGGAGAGGAUUCAGGUGGAGCUGAGACGCAGUGUCUUGGCAGGCGUGUCUCUCCACAACCAGACGGCCGAAGUGGACAAGCAGCUCCACUGGUCCGAGUCCACCUUCAUCUCCAGGGACCAGGAGUGCUGGCAGUUGGCCACUCAGCUCAACUCGCUGCAAAUGGCCGAUGCCACAGACGAAAUGCCUGUUUCCGUCAACGUGAAAGCAGAGACUCAGGUAGUAACGGUCAAGCACGGCUCGUGCCCCUCCGAUGUGACCGACACGGACUCUGACACCGGCAUCAGCUCCACACACAGCCAGGACUCACUGUCCCCCAGCAAAGACUUCCGUCCUCCACUGGACACAGACGUCUGAGAAGACGUUUGACGUGGGAACAACAAACGAGCGCUGUUUGCGAUGUACUCUCUUUUAUACAAAAACAACCAGUAUGUAACAGUCCCUUUAUCUUUGCAACUAGAAGAACAUUAACAGUCCAUUAUUGCCCAUACUAUGCAAAGUUCAUGUUUAUAACUCACUUUUUAUCAUGUUAAAUAUGGACUAUUAAGACACUAAUAGUCUGUCUGUCCAUCGGUUAUUCAUUUGUUUCUUUUUGUUUUUUAUUUUGAUGAUUCCUUUUCAUGAGGCAGCACUUAUAAUGUAUUUUAACAGUGUUUUAUAUUAAAACUCACUAAGAUCUUUAUGAAUGUGGAAAUAUAUUAGAUUGUAAUCGAUGACCUCCCUGUGGAUGGCAGCUGUACAUAUACACCAAUGAAAGUUGUUUAUAUUUUGUGCCAGAUAUAUAUUACAUUAUUUACUUCUACCUACCGACCGAAAGGACAAGGUCAUGGGUGCAAGCAGCCGAAAUGAGUUUUCUCAAUGAGCGUGGCUGGGCUCUCCCUUAGAGAUAAGGUGAGAAGCACUGUCACCUGGGAGAAACUAUGAGUAGAACUCCUCUGCAUUGAGAGGAGCCAGAAGAGGUUGCUCGGGCAUCUGGUCAAGAUGCCCCCCAGACACUUGCCUGGGGAGGUGUUCAGGGCAUGCCCGACCAGUUGGAGGCCUCGGGGAAGACCCAGGACAGGAGGCUAUGUCUCUCAUCUGGCCUGGGAAUGCCUCGGGGUCCACCGGGAGGAGCCGGACAAAGCGGCCGGAGAGGGAGAAAUCUGGGCUUCCCUGCUUAGGCUGAUGCCCUCGUGACUCAAUCUUGAAUAAGCCGUAGAAGAUGGUUGGAUAGAUUAUUUACUACAUUUGUAAAUCCAAAAUAGUUGUAUUUAUUUCUAUUGGCCUGCAAGAGCUAAUGCAAAGCAAUCCAUUGUAUUAUUGCUCAUACUUCCUCAUAUCUUAUGGGCCUGCAAGUGCAGCAAUAGAGCCUCUUUUAAGUAGAUAAUGAACAGUUGGUCUUUUCUAAAAUAAAAUGCUCAAAAUAUUUUGUCUCAUUCUCCGAUUUUUUUCUUUUCACAUUUUGAAGUGCUAUUUCAAACUACUAGUUUGAAGCAGUUUUAAAUUGAUUGUUCAUAUUUUCUGACAUGAAGUUGUAUGACAUUCCAAUCAACAGUGUAGUGCCUCAAUGGUGACUUACUCCUCAGCUGAGUUCUGGUCUGAUUUUGGUCAUGACGAAUGUUAGUCGGUGGAUCACUUCAUUGAAGAGUUUGGCUUCUCAAAACAAUAUGCGCUCAAAAGAGUAAUACAUUUGCAUUGCAAAAAUGCCUCUUUGAAAAAAUCAGACCUCACAAUCCCUUGGCUAGAUAAAUUAAUGCAGAGCAAUUUUUGUCAUCUGUGGGUGGAAUAAAUUUAAUUUUUAAAAAGAAUAAGGAUAUAUUAAACCAUUUUGGAAAUCCAAGGAAAUGCAGCUGGAAUAGGAGCAGAUAAUGGAACAUCUGGAAAUCUUUCUGUGUGGGUUAUUGUGUGUACCUGCUCUAUAGGAUUCUACAUGUGGCCGAAAAUGAGCAUAAUAGGCCUCACCAACGAACUGGAACCGGGACACCGAAAUCUAACCAGAACCAACUGGGCUCACAGGACCAAGGGGGGUAUAAGUCACCAUUGAUGCGCUACACUGCAGAUAGGGACGUCAUACAAAUUAAUGUAAAAAAAGUCAGAUUUUAAGAUUUUCAUCAGGAGUGUAGCUAGAUAUACUGCAUCCAUCAAUCAUCAUAUAUACUGCAUAUCGUAUAUACGUUUAGUAGAUAAAGUUGUACACCUUUGUUCAGGGUGCACCCCACCUUUCACCCGAAGUCAGCUGGAAUAGGCUCCAGCUCACCUGUGGCACUAAUGAAGACAAGCAGUAUGGAAAGUGUAUUAGUUGGUGUACCUAAUAUUGUGUUUAUCACAAAUUAUAUUCAAGUGUGAUUGUCAGAAUGUAGGUUGCUGUUGUUGCAGUAUUCUCCUGGUGACGGACGGGAACAUCUAAUCUCACUAAAUCGUGUCUUCUUGUCAAACGUGCGACUGAAAGACUCUUCCUUUGUACUCCUGGCAGACAGGGCCCACACUGGGGGAGGGUAUCUAUUUCAAGGGCUGAAAACAUCUUAACCACACACCCCUCUUCCUCUGCCUCUCUGCGGCUGUCAACAUCUUCAAGGCUUUUCCACUGGUAUCGUGUAGAGCUGUUGCUUUUAUUGUAGGGAGCAAGAGUGCAUGUUUGUUGUCAAGGGUCACUGUGGGUGUAGUUUGUUUUGCCACAGAAACAUGACUUUUCAUGCUAGCAGCAGAAAAUACAAUUUCCCCCCCAAAAAAGCUCCCUGUCCUUCACUUGGUGGCAAAGGGGACGUCCAUAACUCGAUGAGCUUGAAGACAUGUCACAAGCUGAGACAAGUUCAAGAGCCUCGCAGGUAAUUGGCAGCACAUCCAAGGCACGUGAAUCUUUUCAUCAAUGAGACCGACAGUAUAAUCAAAUGUCUCCACUACUGUCUCAGUGUGUCAACCAUGUGUCUCAGUUGCUGAUA